UGUAGGAAUAUUAUAAUAAUAAUAAAGAAAAAGAAAAAGAAAAAGAAAAACCAUUCAUGUCAAGCUUUCAUAUCCUUUCUCAAGAAGCCAGUAUAUUAAACAUAAGAUUAAAAUAAUAAAUAUACAUAUUGGGAGAAUAUUAUACACUUUCCUUCUCUAGGUUGUUUUUAAUUAUUAUUAUUAUUAUUAUAAAAAUAAGUAUAUAAAUUUUUGUUGCAGCUUUUUGUUUUAGAGAGAGAAAACUGUGAGUGAGUACUGUUAAGUGAGAGAGCUCAGUCUUUUCAUUUCCAUUUCCAUUUCACUCUGCGAUCUUUACACUACUCAAUACGUACAUCUUAUGUAAACCCAAUACAGUUUUGAAUCUCUCCGUACAUCUCUCUUUCUCUCUCUCUCAUCAGUAUCGAAGCUCUCCAUUUUGUCCGUACGAUUUUUGCGAUGAUGGCUUGGUCUGGUGCUGAGUCAACACAGAAGGGGACUCGGUCGGUUCGUUACAUUCCUCCACACCUGAGGAGCUUUAAUAACAACGGUGGCAGCUCGUUCGUUGACAAUGCGAACUCCUACGGGCCUAAUAAUGCCGAGUUGGCUCAAUACGGUUUCCGCUCUUAUCGCUCUGGUGGUAGGGAAUCGGGAGGGAGUGGUUCGAGCCGUGGUGGGCGAGGAUAUGGGCGCGGUGGACGUGGUGGCUCCGGGCGGAGUGGUUACGAGAUUGGUCGGGGAUCGAACCUGAGUGGGAAUCAGGACGUUAAUGAGGUUGCUGAUAAAUUUGAUGAGUUAGAGGUUUUGGAGGAUGAUAGCAUUGGCGAUGGUGGGGGUAUUAACUUUGAUGCAUAUGAAGAUAUACCGGUUGAAACCAGUGGCACGGACAUUCCGGCGCCGGUGAAUGGAUUUAGGGAUAUAUGUUUGGGUGAGCGUUUGCACGAUAACAUCAAGAGGUGUAAGUACGUGAAGCCCACCCCCAUUCAGCGCCAUGCCAUACCCAUUGCCAUUGCUGGACGGGACUUGAUGGCUUGUGCUCAGACAGGUUCAGGUAAGACUGCGGCUUUUUGCUUUCCUAUAAUCAGUGGAAUUUUGAAGAACGUCCAUCAUAAUAAGCAGUCACAGCCUCGUUAUGCUCAGACUGCUUUUCCCAGUGCGCUCAUUCUCUCUCCAACCAGGGAGUUGGCUGGCCAGAUUCAUGAUGAGGCAAAGAAAUUCGCACAUCAAACUGGAUUGAAGAUUGUUGCUGCCUAUGGUGGGGCAUCUAUUUCCAAUCAGCUUCGGAAUUUGGAAAGAGGAGUAGAUAUCUUAGUUGCAACACCUGGUCGUUUGGUUGACAUGAUUGAGAGGGGGAGAGUUUCACUGAGAUCGAUAAAAUAUUUGACAUUGGAUGAAGCUGAUAGGAUGUUGGACAUGGGUUUUGAGCCUCAAAUUCGAAAGAUUGUUGAGAAAAUGGACAUGCCUCCACCAGGAACAAGACAAACAAUGCUUUUUAGUGCCACAUUCCCCACUGAGAUUCAGAAGCUUGCGUCUGAUUUCCUUUCAAACUACAUAUUUCUGGCGGUAGGCAGAGUUGGUUCCAGCACUGAUCUUAUUGUACAAAAGAUUGAUUAUGUUGAGGACAUGGAUAAAAGAAAUCAUCUGAUGCAUAUCCUUCAUACUCAUAUGCCAAAUGAAAUCCGGGGAAAGCUUGCCUUGACCCUGGUUUUUGUUGAGACGAAGAAAGGAGCUGAUGCACUGGAAUACUGGCUGUGUAUGAAUGGCUUUCCAGCAAUAGCAAUACAUGGGGACAAAGUUCAAUUUGAGAGAGAAAGAGCUUUGAAAUCAUUCAAAAGCGGCCAUACUCCAAUAAUGGUGGCCACAGAUGUUGCUUCACGCGGUCUGGACAUCCCUCAUGUUGCUCAUGUUAUCAAUUUUGAUUUGCCAAGAGACAUAGAUGACUAUGUUCAUAGGAUAGGAAGGACUGGACGUGCUGGUAAUUCUGGUCUUGCAACGGCUUUCUUCAAUGAGAAGAACUUGACACUUGCAAAGGCACUUGUUGAACUCAUGCUAGAAUCCAGUCAGGUGGUUCCUUCAUGGCUUAACCAAUAUGCCGAUAGCUCGACUUCCUUUGGCCGAAACCAACGCUCUGGAAGCAGCAGCCAGUUUGGAGCCUAUGACUACCGCAGUGCUCCUUCAGGAGGAGAGAACUAUCAACACUACAGCCCCUAUGUUGGUGAGGAGUCAAAGAUCGAUGCUGGCAAUAUGAACAACUAUUCGCAUAAUGUUUCUACUGAUCUCUCGGCUGAUGCAGAACCCUAUGUUGCUAAACCAUAUGAAUAUGGAGAAAGUUAUGAUAAUAUAGUUGCCAGUGGCUGGGACUAGAUGCUGGUUUAUUGUCAUUGGCGACUACUCAUAGUUUCUAUAAUAAUAGUUUAAAAAUACGAAUGAUGUUAGAUGAAGACUAACUACAGAUUUGAAGUUGACACAUAUCCUUGUAGUUAGAAAUUCGUUUUAUCAUUACAAUUACAAUACCUUUUUUCAGCUGGAGGAUAUGUCUUUUUGUUUGUUAAUUAACCUCUUCUGAUCAAUGAAAUUGUAGCAUCUUUCUUUUUGUGG
This is a messenger RNA of Cannabis sativa, 2574 nucleotides long. RefSeq names its product DEAD-box ATP-dependent RNA helicase 52C-like. Bases 436 to 2340 code for a protein of 634 amino acids. The record is from RefSeq and is a predicted model, not a curated record. Gene Ontology annotation, cellular component: nucleus. NCBI's taxonomy places the organism in Eukaryota, Viridiplantae, Streptophyta, Magnoliopsida, Rosales, Cannabaceae. The transcript has 6 exons. Gene Ontology annotation, molecular function: RNA helicase activity; RNA binding; ATP binding.